Molecule: messenger RNA, 1338 nt
Organism: Uncinocarpus reesii 1704
Lineage: Eukaryota; Fungi; Ascomycota; Eurotiomycetes; Onygenales; Onygenaceae
Exons: 5
Coding region: 1-1338 (445 amino acids)
Source: RefSeq, a predicted model, not a curated record
AUGCCGCGUGGCCGCUGGUGUACAGACUCUAGCACAGAGUCAGAUUCCAUGGACUCCGCGGACCCGAACGAAUUUCGUAUUCAUUACCGCCCCCGAGGACACCACCGUGACUUCCUCAAACCCCGCGAUGGCCGCUCCAGGGCAGCUUCUGUUGGUGAUCGCCGCUCGGAACCGCCAAUCAUCAACUACAUCAGCAAUAAAAUACCAGUUAAGCCCCCACGUCGCGCUCAAUCCCGUGCGAGAUCACUGUCUCGUCGGCGGGACCCCGAUGAUUGGAAUGAUGACGAUGAUGACCUUGUUCGUGCUCGGCGGCGACUUCGUCGGGAGAAGCUUGCGCGGGAGCUCCUAGAGCGGGAGCGCGAGCGCGAGCGGGAAAGAGAAAAGGAGAGGGAAAGGGAAAAAGAGAAGGAAAAGGAGAAGGAGAAGGAAAGGGAGAAGGAAAAGGAUAGAGAUCGGGAUAGAGAACGGGACCGUCUCAAGGCACAGGAACAACGGAUUCAAGAACUUAUAGCGGAAAGGCACUGGGAUGAAUUAGAGAGAGAAGAAGAUUCGUUUCGCCGCCGAAAAAAGCGAUGGAACAAGAUGAUGCGCGAGAGAGAAGUGGAGCAAGAGGUCUGGGAGCGGGUGCGGGAUUAUAGCAGAGACAAUCGCCAGCGGUCUCGGGAUCGAAGCAGCAGCCGGAGCCGGAGUCGGAGUCGGGAUAGGAGAGGGGCUCGAGAUGCAUGCUGGACUCGUGAAGAGAUUGAGAACGAACUUGCUCACGAGCAGCUUCGGCAGCUCAAACAGGACGAAGCCAACAAGCGACAUGUCACCGACGCAUUCAUGAUAGCAAAAUUAAAGGCCCUGGAGGAGGAGGAAACAGAAGAAAAAGAAGGAGCGGAAGCUUCGCGAGAAAAUAGAAGGAAGAAGAGGAGGCGGAAAAGGCAUUCCAGGAGCGGCUGCGACAACUAUUCGCUGACCAUGGAAUGUCGGGAGGAACAGGCACACGAGUUUCUACAUCCCAAGGAAAAGGAGCCAAGCAAGGAACUCCAAAAGAAAGAGACCGAAUCAGAGGAGCCCUUUGUCAAGGUCCAUCGUCGCUAUAUCACGCCUACCACACUUAACAUGUACAGUCUGCCGUGGGAAUGGGAUCCGGAUGACGCGGACUACAUCCUCAUCCACCGCUGGAUUGACGAGAGCUUCCAGCAAGAACUCUUCGAGCACACCCGGCGGCUUCGAAUGGGCAUCACCGCCGGGCCUGUGGAGACAGAGUUUGUUGAGCUGAAGAUUCCUGAUAAGAAAAAGGACAAGUUGUUUUUGGUCAGAAAGAAAGGUAAAAAAUGUCCUGUCAUCAGAUGA